AUGGAAUCCAAACGAUCCACGACCAUGCUGGCCCUCCUGCUCGCAGCCACUCGCGUCGCAGGCCACGGCCACGUCACCAACAUCGUCAUCAACGGCAUCUCCUACGAAGGCUGGGACAUCAACUCCUUCCCCUACAUGGACGACCCCCCCGUCGUCGCAGCAUGGGGGACCCCCAACACGGCGAACGGCUUCAUCUCGCCGCCCGACUACACCUCCUCCGACAUAAUCUGCCACCGGAACGCCACGAACGCCAAAGGCCACGCCACCGUCGCCGCCGGCGACCGCAUCAACCUACAGUGGACCGACUGGCCCGAGACACACCACGGGCCGGUCCUAGACUACCUGGCGGACUGCGGCUCCUCCUGCGAAACCGUCGACAAGACGAGCCUGCAGUUCUUCAAGAUCUCGGAGGUCGGGCUCGUCGACGACUCCUCGGUGCCGGGCGUCUGGGGCGACGACCUCCUCAUCGAGAACAGCAAUUCCUGGCUCGUGGAGAUCCCCGAGGACAUUGCGCCGGGGAACUACGUGCUCCGACAUGAGUUGAUCGCGUUGCAUAGCGCCGGCACGGUGAACGAGGCCCAGAAUUACGUGCAGUGUUUCAAUCUCGAGAUCACCGGGGAUGGGUCGGCGAGUCCCGAGGGCGUGUCUGCGACGGAGUUUUAUACUCCGACGGAUCCUGGCUUGCUGGUUAAUAUUUAUGAUACGUUGGACUAUGAGAUUCCCGGUCCGAGCUUGAUUGCGGGCGCCACGCCCAUUCUUGAUCAGACGACUUCUGCUAUCACGGCGACGGGCACGGCGACUGCUGGGGUUUGA
Messenger RNA from Aspergillus melleus, 813 nucleotides. Its product is annotated as lytic polysaccharide monooxygenase auxiliary activity family 9 protein. Bases 1 to 813 code for a protein of 270 amino acids. Lineage: Eukaryota; Fungi; Ascomycota; Eurotiomycetes; Eurotiales; Aspergillaceae. The record is from RefSeq and is a predicted model, not a curated record. The transcript has a single exon.